Naegleria gruberi is the source of this 1308-nucleotide messenger RNA. RefSeq lists its product as uncharacterized. Lineage: Eukaryota; Heterolobosea; Eutetramitea; Acrasida; Naegleriidae. The record is from RefSeq and is a predicted model, not a curated record. The transcript has 2 exons. Gene Ontology annotation, molecular function: GTP binding; GTPase activity. Bases 1 to 1308 code for a protein of 435 amino acids.
AUGCUCGAAAAGCCAACCCACACCAUUUCACUGAUCGGGCAAAAAGGCAGUGGUAAAUCAACACUUUUAGGUCAACUAUUGUAUAGGAUGGGAUAUGUUUUCGAUGAACAAUUAGAAGAAAUUUCAAAAACUGCUGAUCAAUUAGGAAAACCAAAUUGUAAAUAUUCCUUCCUGGUCAACACAACCAGAAAGGAGAGGGAAUGUGCAUCAAGUAGUCAAUUAUCGUUUAGACAAGUGGAAACUAAAAAUUAUUUCUGUAAUUUAAUUGACACACCAGGAAUGGCAGUUUAUAUGAAGAAAACAAUUCGUGCAUUGGCAAUUUCGAAUACAGUUAUUGCAGUAAUUGAUCCGAGAGAAGUCGAAUUCGAAAGGAGCAUCAAUCGAUUUGAUGGAAUAUUGAGACAGUACAUGUUUUCUUCCAGAGUUUCCAAUUCACAAAUUAUUUGUUGUGUCAAUUUAAUGGAUCAUCCAGAAGUUAAUUAUUCAGAGCAAGUCUUUGUGAAAACAGUUAGUGAACUUUCAAACAUCUUGAAAAGAAUAGGAUGUAGGUCUCCAGUAGAUAUCAUUCCAAUUUCUGGUUAUUGUGGAGAUAAUAUUGUGGAAAUAUCUGAUAAAACACCAUGGUAUGAGGGUAAAUGUCUAUUGGAUGCUUUGAAUUCAUUGAAACCAACUGCAAAUAAUCUGGAACAAAGUUUAAGAAUUCCAAUUUUGGAUGUUAAAAAAAUAAGUGGAGUUGGAACAGUUGUUUAUGGAAAAGUUGUAGCAGGAAUACUAAAAAUGGGGUCAAAAAUAGUAUUGGCUAAUUCUAAUAUUGAAAAUGCAAGAAUUGAAGCUAUUGAAUCAUUUGGAAAGCGAUUGGAAGAAGCAAAAUCUGGUCAACUGGUGGCUAUCAACUUGCGUAAUGUCUUCCACAGCUCAAUCAAAUCAGGAGAUGUAAUAUUAGAGGGGGGGAAAUCUACUGGUAUUGUAACUCGCUUCUUUGAAGCCUGUAUUUUAAAUAUUGGCCAUCCAAACAACAUUCAUCCAAAUUACAAGCCUACAAUUCAAGUACAGGCUACUCAAGCUACUUGUAAAUUGGUUACUAUUAAGAAAACCACAACUCCACAAGGGGUUUUGAUUGAAAAUUCACCACGCUUUAUUAAGAGAAAUGAAUUUGGAGUGGUUGAGUGUGAAUUAGACAAAGCUUGUUAUUUGGAUAAGGAUGUGUUUUGUAGAUUUUAUUUCAGAGAUUUGAGGAAGGUAAUAGGAUUUGGCUUGAUUACUCGUGUUGGAGUUGAACAGCCCGUGGAAAGUGAAAGUAAUAAAUAA